ACCUGCCCCAGACGAAAGCGGAAGAGAAGCUGGAGGAAGAUGAUCAGCGGACAGCAGACGGCAGGGGGGCACUAAGAGACAGAGAGAAGCUCUGUGUGUAAAUGAUAGAGUGAUAGAGUGAUAUAGUGAUAGUUCUGAGACAGAGAAAGGAGGAGAGUGAGUUUACAGUAAUGAGAGCGUAGCUGCUCACAGCGCGAGACUGAGAGAGAUGGAGGGAGUGAGCUUAACACACACCGACCGACUCACCACCCCCUCCUACACCGAGAACCUCAUUGGCACACUGCUGGCUAUCUUUGGAAACUUGCUCGUCAGUAUCGCCGUAAGCAUACAGAAGCACAGUCAUGUGGUGCUGGCGGGCACUAAGGAUCAGAGGCAGUUCUACAGGACAAAGACGUGGUGGGGUGGGUUUGUGUUGAUGCUGCUGGGCGAGGGGCUGCUGUUUGUGUCGUAUGCAUUUGCCCCUCUUUCUCUAAUCACCCCCCUCAGCGCUGUGUCCGUUAUAGGCAACUGUAUUCUAGGAUUUCUGUUUCUGAGGGAGAAAUGGAAGCCAAAGGAGUUUCUGAAGCGCUAUGUUUUGUCGUUCCUCGGCUGUGUGUUAACUGUCGGAGGCACAUACCUUUUUGUAACAUUCGGACCAAACUCCCAUGAGCAGCUGAAUGCAGAAAACAUUGUCAGACAUCUGAUUGGGUGGCCAUUUCUCCUCUACCUGCUGCUGGAGAUUAUCACCUUUUGCCUGAUCCUGUACUUUUAUAAACAGCGCAAUGCUAACUACCUUGCGCUCAUUCUGCUGCUGGUGGCGCUGCUGGGUUCUGUGACUGUGAUCACAGUGAAGGCAGUGUCUGGUAUGGUGGUCCUCAGCAUACAGGGAUCUCUGCAGCUUACCUACCCCAUCUUCUACGUUAUGUUCGUCUGCAUGGUGGCCACUGUUGUUUUUCAAGCUUCUUUUUUAUCGCAGGCGUCUCAUUUAUAUGAUUCCUCCCUCAUCGCCUGUAUUAACUACAUCUUCUCCACUGUGUUUGCUGUCGCUGCAGGAGCCAUAUUCUACCUAGAGUUCAGCCACGAGGAUGUCCUGCACAUCUGCAUGUUUUUACUGGGAUGUGUUGUGUGCUUUCUUGGAGUUUUUCUGAUCACCAAAAACAAGAAGAAAGCCAAAGCAUUCGAGCCUUAUGUGACCAUGGACAUGGUGAAAGGUGUUCCCACCAUUCACGAGAAAGGCUGGGCGGUUCAGCCGGACUAUAAUGGCUCUUUCUCCUACGGAGCGCUGGUGAACAGCGACACUGUGUCUACUGCAGCUGUACCAUCAAUGAAGCAAGAGAAUUUAGCCAUAACCCCUGGCCCAGGUCUUCCAUAUCAGACCACAGACUUGAAGAAAGACUGACCACACUGCGGGCUCCAUGAUAAAGAAUUACUGAAAAGUUUUACCAAUGCAUUAUGCAACUAACACUAGCAACCAAUAAGCCUGCUGUCAUUUGCGUAAUGCUGGAAGGUGGUGGUCUAUUUUUGUUAAUUGUUCGCAAUGUUACCCUGUCUCUAGGAAAAAACAACCGCACAAGAUUCUCUUCACCACAUCAACAUCUUCUAGAACGUUUUUAAAAGAUGUUUAAGCUAUUACAGAAAAAUAUGUAGUGUUCCAAGAGACCUUUCUUGAAUUCCUGGAUUGCUCUUAAGUUUUAAGGCUUAUCUGGAAUUUCAGACUAUCCCAAAACUCCAGUUAAGGCAAGAUGUGGAACACCACUCUGGACCAUCAGGGUGAUUGAUAUAGACUCAAGAUUCUUCUGCUGCUGAAGAACAGACUUCAUCCUACCCCGAUAGAUUCCCUCUCAGAGUGCUGGAGUUUGGCUUCCAUGUGCAUCGUUACUGUAAACUUAAACUAAUAGAUGUUAUAAAAUAUGCUAAUGUGGCUAAUUGAAGCUAGUAAUGUAAGGAAGCAUGGAGUCAUUAGCACAAAGCUAAUUGAUAGCCAUUUGCUUUCAUUCACUGUUAUCAACUUUAUCCUCUUUUUGUUUUGAUUAAGCUGUCAUUUUAAAAUGUACACUGGGUUUUAAUCACAGCCAAAGAAAGCUCAACCCUAGCCUAUAUUAACUUACUCUGACAAGGAUUGUGGAUGGAAAACUGUGGAAGAGUGUACGGUAAGAAAAUCUGAGAAUUUUUUCCAGACUUUUUCCAAAGAGAUUUUGAGCCAAAGUUCACUGGAGAAAUCGUUAUACAAAGCUGGAAAAUGUAACUGUUAAGAUGUAUUUAGGUUAUUUAUCUGCUUUAUUUGUUGUGGGAUAUUUAGUAAACACCCUUUCUGAAGCACAACCAUUCAUCCCUCAACAUUGUAACCAAUAGUUUUGGGAUUUUCUCUGUUGGACCAAUAUGCUGAACAGAGCUGGUUAUAGUAUAAUUGAGUCUAUAUGUUAGGGAUGCACAGAUAUUGGAAUUAUAGGCCAAAACUGAUAUCCAUAUUUGUUUAUGCUCGUGAUCUGAGCAUGGCAUUGCAUUAACAUCUCCUUUUUAUAGUUUAUUUUCCCACUUUUAUCCUCAAUUAUGGAAUUUCCCCGAUUGGGAAUGAUAUCGUUAAACAUCACCAGUGGAGCUCAACACAUUUUAAGGAGAAUAUUAGUGGCUCUUUUCUACUGCAUGGUACAUACACUCUUUAAAUUGACUCUGCUCAAAUUUUUAAGUUUCCAUUAGGCAAAUUUGGCACCCAAUAUGUAGAAGCUCAUUUAUGGUUCCAAUCAAAGACUAAAAUAACAAUUCUAAAUCUUGCAGAGCACUGAUUGGCCAGAGAGAAUCGUUACCUUGUGGAACACAAAAAGCCACAAACUCUCUUCUUUACUCCACUUUUGGUUUGUAGUGACAGUGUUUUGUGAUCUGGUACGAUGCAGUGAAAAAAUGCCAAAAUGGAGGUAGGAGAGUUAUAAUGAUCUGGGCCCAAUCCCAUUUCACCCCUUGGCCUUAUCAGUUAGCCCUACUACUCUGUUGUGCGCAUGCAUGAUUAGGGGUAGUGUGUCCUGAUUCUUGUUAGGCUGAAGGGGGAGGGGUAGUGGGAAGUGUUAGGGCUACAUGCCCCUUCACACAGAAGCACACUCAAAACAGAGGGCUAUGAGAAUAAUGGCCAAGAUGUGACCAAAGAAACCCAGCUGUUGAAAAUUAAGAAUGCCACUAUAUUACCAUAUUUUAAUGUGUAGUUUCAGUGUUUUAUGUCCAUUUUGUUCAUAACAAGCAUAAGCAUAUUAAUUCUACUUGUAUCUCUGUUCCAGAGGAGGAGCUACAAAUAAAUGUUUUUGGGCCUUAAACUCCCAAAUACAGACGACUGUAGCAUUACCUGUAACUUGAACCUGUGACCUCCCAAUGACAAAACCAGCCCUUAGACAGCUGGGCCACAAAAGAGCUGAUACUAUUGUGGUUCCAAUUUCAUUGUGCAUCCCUACAUUAUGAUUUUAAUUAAUUUAUGUAAAAUAGUGUCCAAUAUGUAUGUUUAUUAUUUAAUGCAAAUGUUCUGCAAGGUAAGUUUGAAGGCUAGUUUGAAGAUUCAGCAGUUUGCACAAAUAUGAAGGAAAAUACGCUGAACUCAAACUAACGUUUUGCUUUUAAAAACUCUUUCUGUUCACACAUUCACUUUUUGUUUCCUAGUGCCCAGGUCUGCUAUCUGCUGUGUAUAAUAUGUUUGGGUUUAAAUAACCUGAAUUUAUUGAUGAAAAAUGUUGCUUUUGUGUUUUGUAAUCCUGUAAUUUGAAGGCAGCCUCUAGUCUUGUUCUCCACCACACAUGUUCAUCUCUCUUUGCUUUGACAUACCUUAUGAUUCAGCUUAUUAAAGUGGCUAAUUUCAGACUAUUCAUUUGAGAGUAAAGUCUCAAAGUAUUUAUGAAGCAGAUCAGAAUGAGUGUUUAGGAUCUGUUGUUGUGUGUGUGAUCAUCUUAAUUAGAAUAGGAAUCAGAUCCAAAUCUAGCUCUCCUACUCUGAUUAGUCUGGGUUAUUAAAAGGAGCGUUCCAGUCUAAGGCUAGCUUUAAAAUAGGACUUUUGCUUUAUGCAAUUGGAAGGUUAAGUAAAAUAAUAUAAAAAACAUAAAACUACUGAAUACUGUGGUAUUGUAGAAACACCAUCUCUAUAUAUAAAAACUCUUUAGUGUAAUCAUUUACUAAAAAACCCAGCAGUUAAUUUUUUUUUUUCAUUUUUCCCCCAAUUUACACAGCGAAUAACCCAACCCCCCAUUACUAGUGAAAGACUAGCACAUGCCUCCUCUGCUAAUGUGAAGUCAGCCACCGCCUCUGUUUGAACUGCUGCUGAUUCAGCAUUGCACAGUAGCAUCACAGUGCGCUCAGAGGAAUAAGCAGCGACUCAACAUCAGCUCACAGACGCCUUGUGCGGAUAGACAUCUUUAGAGUGAUGUGGGGAGAGAGCGCCAUCUACCCAACCAGAGAGAGCAAGGCCAAUUGUGCUCUCUCAGGGCUCCUGUAGACAUGGCCAGUCCAUGAACAGGAUUCGAACCGGUGAUUUUCAUAGUGGCAGCGCUUAGCCCGCUGGACCACCUGGAGCCCCAAAACCUUUGUCACAAAACUACCUUAAAUUAGAUUAGAAAUGCUUUGGGUUCCCCUCACUGACUGUAGUGUAGCUACAGAGGUGCCUGGUGUGGAUAAAAAAUACAUUUUUAUUCACUAUUUAAACUGAGAAAAGUAUUUUAGACAGCUGCCCUUAAAUAUGGUAGUGGGAGUGUUUCAGAAGCUCGUCCCACAUUACCAUACUGUAAAAGGGUAGUAGACAUUAACAGAAGCUAAACAGAGCAGCAAUGGAACUAUUUUAACUCGCAGAGUAUUUUAAAUCAAGAUCUUUUAAUUAAGAGCGAUAAUUGAACUGUUAUAAUCGCAAUAAUACACUCAAGGUUUGUGCUAUAACAUGUAAUAUUGGCACUGCUGUGAUGCGGUCGUAGCCACAAGGCUGUAGGCUGCAGACUGCAGGGAGUGCUAUUACACGUUAUAGCACUCCAUCUCAUGUAUUAUUGCUUGAUCAUACUAUAUGACAUCUUGUACCUGUUCUCCAGUUGCACCAGUACCCUCUUUAAUGGAUGUUUCUUGGCUCAGGCUGGACUCUCAGCUCAGUCGGUCUAUUCCAAACUGAACACUGUAAGCAGAACACUGUCAUCUGCUCCAUUUCUGCCUUUAAAACAAAACUACUGUUCUAUUCCUGAUCCCAGACUGUACUGUAUGUAUGUUCAUGUGACUUGUACAUUUCUACCACUGACUUAAACAUUUACAUCUGUAUGUUAUAUAUGUGUGUAUACUGCUGGGUUUAUGUGCUGAGAAUGAGAGACUGAAGCUGUGAAACAGCGCAGGAGUGUGGACGGGUCGGGUGCAGCCAAAUAUGUUCUUUCUUGGGCAUUUCUUUCUUUUCUUUAGGGGCCUUAUAAUAUUUUUAAGAUUGUAUUUGAUGUAUUUUUUCCCUGUGCCUUUAGUGGGAGCUUGUGUAGUAUAAUUAUUUAAUGAAUUCAAAAUGUAUGCAACUAUUUAUGGAAUGUAUUAUACUGUAAAUGCACGCAGCUUGAGGCAGAAGGUUGUAAAGAGAAAAUCUAAUCUUCUCAAACAUCUGAUUGACGAUGUCCUUGCGAUACACCGCGUUUGUAAUAGUUCUUAAGUCUGUGUAACAUUUAAAGGUGUAUUUACUCAGAUCUCAGAUUAAUAAAAUGUGCUCACCUGUG
This is a messenger RNA of Astyanax mexicanus (Mexican tetra), 5678 nucleotides long. RefSeq names its product NIPA like domain containing 3 (gene nipal3). Gene Ontology annotation, cellular component: membrane. The record is from RefSeq and is a predicted model, not a curated record. Bases 209 to 1378 code for a protein of 389 amino acids. Lineage: Eukaryota; Metazoa; Chordata; Actinopteri; Characiformes; Acestrorhamphidae. Gene Ontology annotation, biological process: magnesium ion transport. The transcript has 11 exons. Gene Ontology annotation, molecular function: magnesium ion transmembrane transporter activity.